This is a messenger RNA of Polistes canadensis, 3168 nucleotides long. RefSeq names its product vacuolar protein sorting-associated protein 53 homolog (gene Vps53). The record is from RefSeq and is a predicted model, not a curated record. Gene Ontology annotation, biological process: retrograde transport, endosome to Golgi. The transcript has 13 exons. Bases 400 to 2904 code for a protein of 834 amino acids. Lineage: Eukaryota; Metazoa; Arthropoda; Insecta; Hymenoptera; Vespidae. Gene Ontology annotation, cellular component: GARP complex.
UCUCUAGUGGCAAUAGAAAUAAUUCUUUCAUUGUGAAUAUUGUACCCAUAUUUAUAACACGGCGAUCGUCCUCCUUGUAUGUAGGCUCCAUGUUUGUAAUUUAAAUUUUGUUCGUACGUGACGUUGAAAUCGCACGUGCAUUGAAGAUAAAAAAAUGGUGCACACGACAUUAUUUUGACAGUGAAACGAUAUCAAGUGUCACUUUAUAAAUAGUAAGAAUAAAUUGAUUCGCAAAAUAGAAAUUAUUUAAUUAUUAACACAAGUAACUUACUUUCAAAUUUGAAUAAAGAAUAUUAACGCUAUGGAAAUAUAUAAAAAUAUUUACAAACACUUUAUCAGAAGUUAGAAAUUACGAGAAAAAGAGCAUGUAAAAUAAUAUCCCAAAGAUAAUAAAGCAUAAUGGAAAUUAACGAAGAUAGUGAUUUAAGUGAUCUACGAUCUGGCGUUUAUACAUUUCCUUCGAGUGUACAAAAUGUUAUAGAUCAGGUAUUGUCCAGCGAUGAUCCAUUGGAUGAAGCAAAUUUCACAGUCGUUAAUUAUAUUAACUCUAUAUUUCCGACCGAACAAUCUUUGUCUAAUAUCGAUGAUGUAAUGAAUGAGAUGGAACAAAAAAUUGAUACUAUUGACAAAGAGAUGAGCGCUGUUGUAUGCGGACAAACAAAUAUAGGUCAAGACGGUAAAGCAGCAUUGGAAGAUGCUCAAAAAGUAAUUAAACAAUUAUUUGUUCAUAUUAAAGAUAUAAAGAAUAAAGCGGAAAAAUCCGAAGAAGAAGUCCAAGAGAUCACAAGAGAUAUUAAGCAAUUAGAUUUCGCUAAAAGAAAUCUUGUAACUUCUAUAACAACAUUAAAUCAUUUACAUAUACUUGUCGAAGGAGUUGACACAUUGAAAAUAUUUAUACAGAAAAAACAAUACGGAGAAAUUAUUAAUCCGUUACAAGCAAUGACAGAAGUCAUGCAACACUUCGAUAGUUACAUGGAUAUACCAGAAAUUAAAAAAUUAUCAGAUGAAGUUCGACAAAUACAUGUUGAAUUAGCUCAACAGAUUACAACAGAUUUCAAAGAAGCAUUUUCCGGGCAAAAUCCAAAAUAUUUUAAUCAACUGACAGAUGGAUGCGUAGUAAUAUCUUUAUUAGAUCCAAAAGUAAAGAAAGAUCUGUUAACAUGGUUUAUAGAUAUUCAAUUAAAAGAAUAUGCACACUUAUUUGACGAAAAUCAGGAUUACGCAUGGUUAGAUAAAAUAGAUAAACGAUAUGCAUGGCUUAAGAAACAUUUGCUUGACUCUGAAUCUAAAUUCGGUACAAUCUUUCCACCCGAUUGGGAAGUAUCUGAACGUAUUGCUAUUCAAUUCUGUUAUGUUACAAACGAAGCUCUGACCAAAUUGAUGCACAAAAGACGUGCAGAAAUAGAUGUCAAAUUGUUACUUUAUGCGAUUCAAAGAACAGCGAAUUUUGAAUUAUUGUUAGCUAAACGUUUUGCAGGAAGCAAAUUAUUUACCGAUAAUACUACAAUAUCUAAUGAAAAUGGAAAUUUGACUGUGAAUAAUAAAGAUAAUAAAGGAUCUGGAAACCCAUUUGAGGAAGACGAACAAGUGGAACAUCAAAAGUCAAAAACAUCUCAUUUUAUAAACCUCAUAGGAAGUUGUUUUGAACCAUACUUAUAUAUAUAUAUUGACAGUUUAGACCGUAAUCUAGCCGAUUUAAUGAAUAAAUUUGUAUCUGAUUAUAAAACUCAACCACUAGGGGGAAAAGAUUUUGAUGAUAAUGAAGGCUCCAAUAGUGUUCUAUCGUGUGCUGAAUUAUUUCUUUUUUAUAAAAAAUGUAUAUUGCAGUGCACGCAACUUAGUACAGGAAUAAUAAUGCUGAGCCUUACUAAAACUUUUCAAAAAUAUUUACGAGAAUACGCCGUGAAGAUACUUCAAAAUAAUUUACCUAAGAAUGGAAGCAGUCUAGGAAUUAGUACGAGUAUGAGUAGUAUAACACGAGAUUUUCGUGGUUUAUCAACAUCCGGAUUUAUACAAAAUGUUCAAAAUUUUUUAAAAGAAGGUGAAAGUACGAAAUUUUGUAAAGAAGAACAAGCACGUAUUUGCUGCAUUUUAACAACGGCAGAAUAUUGUUUAGAAACGACGCAACAAUUGGAAGAAAAAUUACGUGAAAAAACGGAUCAAUGCUAUGCGAAAAGAAUUAAUUUAUCUCAAGAGCAAGAUAUCUUUCACGAUGUUAUUUCAGAAUGUAUCCUGUUACUCGUUCAAGACUUAGAAACAACUUGCGAUUCUGCAUUAACUGCAAUGACCAAGAUACAAUGGAGUUCUAUAGAAACGGUUGGAGAUCAAAGUAAUUAUGUUAAUACAAUAGUGGUACACCUACGACAGACGAUUCCUACGAUAAGAGAUAGAUUAUCUUCCUGUCGGAAAUAUUUCACACAAUUAUGUGUGAAGUUCGCAAAUUCUUUUAUAACUAAAUUGGUGCAGCAAUUAUAUAAAUGUAAACCGUUAAGUGCAGUAGGUGCAGAACAAUUAUUGCUUGACGUUCAUAUGCUGAAAACAGAACUUUUAAAAUUACCUUCCACAGGCUAUCAAAUUCAGAGAGAACCACCUGCUUCUUAUACAAAGAUUGUUAAUAAAGGUAUGACAAAUGCUGAAAUGAUUCUUAAAAUCGUCAUGUCGCCGAAUGACUUUGUAAAAGAAUGUAAGAUGCACCUACCAGAUUUACAAGUAUCAGAAUUUCAAAAAAUCUUAGAUAUGAAGGGUUUAAAAAAAACAGAACAAGUUCAGUUAAUAGAACAAUUCAAGCAACCAGAGAGUACAGGUUUAUCGUUAACUUCGAGAAACAAUGCUAUUCAAGAAAGUCCUGAGCAUGAAGCAGGUCAAAUUAAAAAAUUAGAAAAACUUAUUAAAAAAAGGAUGUAAAUUACCUACUUUUCCUUUGUUUUUAUGUCGCAUACUAUUUAGAUAAUUAAGGAUGAAAAAUAUUGUAAUUUUAAAUACAUUUUAUUUUGUUAUAUAUUUAUUUUUUAAAAAAGAACAAGAUACAUAAAAUGAAUAUUUGUAUGUAUAUAUGAAUAUGCUAUAGUGAGCCUUGAAUGUAUAUCUUGAGUACUCAAGCAUCCAUUGUUACAAACGUAUAUAAUAUGUGUGUAACUGAAUAAAACAAGCAUAUUGUACAAAGCUCAA